UUUAUUUUAUAGCUGUUGUUGAAAAACCAGAAGAGUCCUGAAAGCUCAGGAUCUGAACUGAUCACUGAUGUUCAUAAUUUAGUUCCUUGUGGUGAUGUGGUUGGCUUGCUGGCUGUUAGUGUGAAGCAGUUGAAAGAUUUCACCCCCAAAUUCAACGUUAAGCGAGACACCAACUUACUGAUUCGCAUUAGUAUCGACAAAAUAAUGAAAUGUACCAAUCCUCAGGUUUACAGAGCAAACCCAAAAUCCAACAAGAGGAUCAAUGCAGUUAGUUUCGGAGACGUGAGAUAUUUUUCCAUAAAGGUUCCAAACCAGAGAAGUGAUCCUAGGAACAGAAUUGUUCUAGAGUUGGUAGGCUUUGAGGGGCCAAAAGAUUUCCCAAGGCUGUUUGGGACUGUAACGAUGCACCUUUAUGAAGUCAUUCAGAGACAGUCUUUCACUGAAACAUGUGCCAUGAGAAUUCGAAAUAUGGUGUUCUGCGCAGCAGAUGUGGAGUUUAUGUUCUGCUAUGGAAGUCUUGGAUAUGGAUAUUCACAUCAGCUGAAAAUGAAAGGAGCAGAUCCUGCCAAGGCGGUGGCCUGUUCCAUGUUCAUGCGGGUUCCACCACCAAAAGACAGGAAAGAUAACACAAGCAAUGUCAUCAGACCCCAGCUCAUGGAUUACCCGGCAUUCUUGUCUCCAGACUUAAAUGUCACAGUGGGAAAUUUUGAUCUAGAGGCUCCUCUAGAGAAUUCAGAGGACUACAAAACACUUCAGAAGGCUUUGAAAGAACCACCUCGAGAAAGACUGGUGAAAAUGAAACAAGAAUAUCGGAAUCUGAAAACAUGGCGCGAAAAGGCUGAAUAUUUAGACCAGCUUAUCUUGAAAAGAGGACCAAAGACAAAGCCGGGUCUAAUAAAGUCAUCUCGAUUCAGGCAGAUCGUUGGGAAGAUGCAACAUCCUCUUAGUAAAGAAAGUAUUACAUCUAGUGGAGCAGAUAUACAGUAUGAAAACUUCUAG
Heteronotia binoei (common prickly gecko) is the source of this 999-nucleotide messenger RNA. RefSeq names its product C2 calcium dependent domain containing 6 (gene CATSPERT). The record is from RefSeq and is a predicted model, not a curated record. Bases 205 to 999 code for a protein of 264 amino acids. Lineage: Eukaryota; Metazoa; Chordata; Lepidosauria; Squamata; Gekkonidae. The transcript has 11 exons.